AUCCCUUCCCUACUUGUGGGAUAUUAUUACUCAAUUUUCUAUUCUAUCAUUUGUUUGACAGCUUAAACUAGGCUCCAUUUUAGAUAGGUUUUCGGUCUUAAUCAAGAUAGGUCAGGGGCGCGUCGGAACGUGGCUGCUUAGUCUCAUCCGAGAGUCUAAUCUCUUUGUACUGCUUUUUUUCAAAGAAAAAAAGAAAGAAGGGGGUCGAUUUAGGCUCCUUCCCUUCCACUGCAUAGCUACGCUACCUGGUACUACGAGCCCUCUGUCCCACACAUCUAUCCAGCUCGCGUGGUUCACCGGUUCCACCGAAAACUCUCAUUUGUUGAAGCGGAGCAUAGUGCGCUUUAGGCGCCGAGCGAGAAACGUCUCUUCUUUCGUUUCGGUUUAUUCACUGAUCUGAAACUUAGCACUUUUUUUCUUAUUGAUUCCAGGGGCGGCGGCGUUCUUGAAUGAAGUCUAUCCGAACCGAAUUAGCACUUCUCAGAUAAGGCUAGGCCUCUCCAGCUGAGCUAGGCGCCGGGGUCCUGGAUGCGCUAGCGAUCGGCGCAUAGGGGGGUGGUUGCCCGGGUUUCUCGGCCUGGUACCCUGCACCUUGCGUUCAUGAUAUCUACAUUCAACUGUGCCCCGGAAACACGGUCGAAGCACUCCCGUCCAGUGUGCUUCUUUCACGACAUGCUCUGGUUCCGGAUGUUUUCCAGUGGUCUUCUAGCGUUAGAAGAAGUCGUGUCCGUCCCGGACAUCUGCAACGUCCUCCCACGCUUUUUCUAUUUUAAAUAAAGGACAAACUGAAGGAAAAGACUGACCCAUUCGGUGACUUUCGCGGUCGCCCUCACUGAACCGACUUGAAUCUGAACUACGAUUCAGAUCAAGUCUUACCGAAAUCGGAUUUCCUUUUCGUGCCAUAUGCGCUUAGACUUUACUAUUCCCUUUUUUCUUCCCGAUUCAAUAUUAGUUCUCGAAAGUCUUCGUUUCCAAUGGUAUGCAAUUUCUUAUUUGAGAAUUUUUAUAAAGUAUCUCGUAUCUAGUUGCAGGGGGGCGUGGCCAAGAAGCAGCCAGCUGACUGCCCCCUUCCACUCGGCCUUUCUUCGCUGUGUGAAGAAGGUCUUAGUAUGUAUGGGCAUUCUGGGCGGGUCGCAAUAAGUCGCUGGUCGAAGGUUUGGACCAAUCGCAAUUCAUCACCAUUUUGCCUGCUUCUAAUUGAUGACUGGCUAUUAUAUAAGUGUUG
Molecule: messenger RNA, 1225 nt
Organism: Rubroshorea leprosula
Lineage: Eukaryota; Viridiplantae; Streptophyta; Magnoliopsida; Malvales; Dipterocarpaceae
Source: the annotation of a GenBank genome assembly